Messenger RNA from Ceratosolen solmsi marchali, 882 nucleotides. RefSeq lists its product as uncharacterized. The record is from RefSeq and is a predicted model, not a curated record. NCBI's taxonomy places the organism in Eukaryota, Metazoa, Arthropoda, Insecta, Hymenoptera, Agaonidae. Gene Ontology annotation, molecular function: protein binding. Bases 1 to 738 code for a protein of 245 amino acids. The transcript has 5 exons.
AUGGACAAAGAAUUUAUUGUAUUAACAAAUAGUUCUUCAAUUAACCAUAUUUUUACAAGUAUUGCACAAAAUUCUUUGUUACUUUUUACUAACUCUAAUAUACAAACUGUGGGGAUAAUUGUACUUGCGGUUUUAACAAUAAUUAGUGCUGCAUCAUACAUGUUUUAUAGAAUAAAAGAUAAUAAUAUUAGAAACAUAAGUAAAAGUGAAGGAAUUACGAGAAAACGAGAAUUACAAAAGUGUUCUUUGUAUUCAUCGAAAUCUGAAAAUUUUAACUAUAAUAAAAUUUUAAAUGAAUUGCAUAACCUAUGCAACAACUGCACUAACAUUUUUAAUUCGCUGAAAUGCAUAGAACUUAUUUCCAACUAUCCUCAAUUAAUAAACGUUAAACUGUCUGAUGGUUUAACGCCAUUUCAUCGAGUUUGUUUCCACGGCAACGAUGCAUUAAUAGAAUACAUGCUUGAAAAAGGUGCGGAUCCAGAGUUGAAAACGGUUGCUGGAGAGAACGGGUUAUGUAUGGUACUUUAUUAUUACAUAUACGCCAAGGCUGAAAAUUUGAAUUGCUUAGAAACUUUAUACGCAAAGGGCUGCCACCUCACAUUUGGCGAUGAAUGGUAUAAAAUAUUUUUAAAUCUGUCAGUCAGGGCUAAUAAUACAAAUUUGACCAAAUGGUUACUCACUCAUUCAAAAUCGCCAAAAGGAAAACAUUUUAAUAGAGCUUCAUCCGCUCCUUUAUAAUAAGUAACAUUUUUCCUUAAUUUAUUUUAAACAUGCAUACGCGUACACACCAUUUAUAUUAUUUAAGUUGACAAAUGAAUUGCGUAAAUAUGGUAUAAUACAAACAAAACUUAUUCUGUAUAAUUGAUAUUAUAAUGUAAUUGC